Messenger RNA from Aaosphaeria arxii CBS 175.79, 2304 nucleotides. RefSeq names its product glycosyltransferase family 90 protein. NCBI's taxonomy places the organism in Eukaryota, Fungi, Ascomycota, Dothideomycetes, Pleosporales. The coding region runs from base 1 to 2304 and encodes 767 amino acids. The transcript has 3 exons. The record is from RefSeq and is a predicted model, not a curated record.
AUGCGCCAAGCGGUGAAAUCAUCUUAUGGACACCGACCACUAUGGUUAGCAGCAUUUGGAAUUGCUCUUGUCAACAUCUUUGAGGAACAACACGGGAUCCUCGAGCUCAUGCCAUUGUUGGGCGCCGCCCUUCUUGCCGCAAAAUCCAACCCCGAUGUCAAGUUCGGAGGCACACUAUUGAGCACAUUGUGCGCCCAUUCACCACAGCUAUUAUUCCCAACAUUUAUAUCUGUCCUUGCCACCAUCGUUUUAUCUAGGGAAGACCCUUACUAUGCUAUAUCUUCGGGUAUUGUGGUAUUUCCCUUGAUAGCGAUUUGUUUUUUCUCUAUCCGCGGCAGUAGCUCUGCAGGUCCCCUACCUUUUGAUGACAUUCACGAACUUAUGGGUCGUUUGUCACUGCGCGUAUCAAUGAUACUGAUUAUUUUUAUCUUCGGUCAUAUCCUGAUCGCUGGUCCUUUCAUCUAUCAGACUAUACCUGUCCUAGGCCUGGCAUUGGCCAAAGCUGGAUUUUGGUACUUCGUUGCACGCACAAUUCACUAUGCUUCCUGGUCAUUUGCACCCUAUGUCCAGGCAUUUGGCGUACUUGCAACGCGCAACCCCUUCGUGCAGACUUCCGAUUCGCAAGCGGUUUUAUACGUCAUCUCUUCACUUGCGGUCCUGGUUCAAGUAGUUCUAAUGGUGCCAGCGAGGACCAAGGCAAAGCUUGCUAUUUCGGCCUUUGCACUCCUGCCACUCUGGUCGUACACGACUAACAUGGCAGCAAUAAAAGCCCAACAAUUAUCAGCCCGCUCUAGCUUCGUUUCAUCACGUCAACAUCCCAUUUCCGCUUUGGUCGAAACAUCAGAAAGGCAAUUCGAGGAUCUAAUUAGGCGCCAAUCCAGUAACUUCACCAGUGCAUACAAUAAUUAUCGAUCGAAAUAUCACGCAGAUCCACCCCCUGGCUUUGAAGAAUGGUAUGAGUAUGCCAUCGCACAAAAUUCCUCUAUCAUCGAUGACUUUGAUACAAUCCACAAGUCCAUCUCGCCCUUUCUCACAUUGAGUGGCGAAGAAUUUGUAAAGAUGAUGGAUUCCGCGUUUGUUGUCGAGGGCAGCGAGCUUUGGCUCUGUCGUUAUUCCGGUGCGAAAAGACAGACAACUUGCCAGCAUCCCACGCGAACGAAUGACAGACACAUCACUUUAUCGUUCGAUAGGUUGCUCCACGGUAUUGGAAGCAAACUCACUGAUAUAAAAUUCCUUGUUAAUCAUCUUGAUGAACCAAGGGUUCUCAUGCCUCCGUUCCAAGGUGAAGGAGACAAGGCAGCGAUGCAGCGCCAAUUGCGAAUGGUUCACCUAUCCCAUCAACCAACGUAUGACGCGAUCACGCAAUUCUGUUCCGCUCAGCAUUUGUCUGAGCCUGUGCAGUCGGGCGAGAAAGAGCAAACCUAUGAAUUACCCUUUAUUCAAAAUUUUAGCUCGUCUAUCGAUCUGUGUCUUCACGAUGAGUAUCGCAAACAACAUGGCCUCCUUAUGGGGCCUGUUUCCAUGCGCUUAAUGCAAGGAUGGGCUCCAAUAUUAUCAACCGGGACCCUUUCGACAAUGGGCGACAUCCUCUUCCCUAGUCCAGCUUACAUCGAAGAUGAAUUCCAGUACGAUAGCCUGCACGAUCCAGAGUGGGACCAGAAAAAGGGCAGCCUGUACUGGGCAGGUUCUACGACGGGAGGAUUUGCGUCAAGCAAUGAUUGGAUGAAUUACCACCGCCAGAGGUUUGUCGCUCUGGGCCAAGGGCUCGAGCCUAGACGAUAUUCGUACCUUGUCGAAAGAUAUGGCCAGGUCGCCCAAGAAAAGAGUUCGUUCCUCAAUGCCAGACUGUUUGAGGUGGCCUUCACCAGAAUCCUCCACUGUGAAACCAUCUUCUGUAGAUCGCAAAGAUUCUACUUCAGGACGAAGAGUUGGGCAGACCGCAACAAAGCCUUCCAAUUCAAACUUGCAUUUGACGCGGACGGAAACGGUAUCAGUGGCAGGUUCCAUCAACUUCUAGCAUCAAAUUCCGCGCCUUUAAAACAAACGUUACUGAGGGAAUGGCACGAUGAUCGCCUAAUACCUUGGGUGCAUUAUGUGCCUGUAAGUCAAGGCUUAGCCGAGCUACCGGAGAUUGUUUCCCAUUUAACCUUGCAUGAACACGGUCAAAUCAUGGCGAAGAAGAUUGCCGACAAUGGGAAGGCCUGGUCGAGAAAAGCACUGAGAGAGGUCGACUCGAGCAUUUAUUUAUAUAGACUUAUGUUAGAGCUCGCGAGAUUGCAAGACCCAGAGCGAAAACCGCUUUAG